AUGCUAAUGACCAUUUUGACUUUUUUGGUUUUCGCAUCAAAAGCAUUCUGCAAUGGCGAGGAUGGUGCACAACCUGUAGACGAGCAAGAUACAGCACAAAACGCAACCUUCUGUGAGCAGCACCAAUCUGCCGGCUGUGAACAACCGGCCGAUGAACCCAGUCGAGUUUCAAACUUUAUGUCUGAAAGUAUGAAAGAAUUUCAGAUACAGAUUGAAGACUUAUAUACCUCUCUUAUGGAAGCAUUAAGCAAAAUACUCUUUCCUGGCGGUGAAACAGUGAAUGGAGGGAGUGUUGCCAUCUCCAAGCAUAUCAAUUACGUAUUUUUGUACGCUACAUUAAUUUGUACCACAGUGAGUGUCAUUAUCCUAGCCAGUUACUAUUUUUCUAAUGCAAAGGAAGAAAUCCAUUAA
Messenger RNA from Vittaforma corneae ATCC 50505, 411 nucleotides. RefSeq lists its product as uncharacterized. The coding region runs from base 1 to 411 and encodes 136 amino acids. The record is from RefSeq and is a predicted model, not a curated record. Lineage: Eukaryota; Fungi; Microsporidia; Nosematidae. The transcript has a single exon.